CUGACAGAGGGUGUGUUGUGUUUGUCAGGAGCGGGGGGUCGCUCCAGCCCGGUGGCAGGGACGAGCUGGGCACGAGGUGACGUUCAAGCUGACCCCCAGGUGGGGACCUCCUACCAGAACAUGUACCAGCCCCCCUGCUUCGACAACCACCAUCAACCUUACCAGGUGCCCCGUGGCGACGACGGCCACAUGUCGGGCUGGAACGUGUCCCCGCAGUAUCAUCUCAUGCAACCAUACUACUCUGCGGCCUCUUACCUGCCGCAGGGGUUGGGCACUUCCUACUACAACCUGGAGGACAUCAACUACUCCAAGGCCAUCCCCGCCACAAUAAUGGACAGCGACGAGGGCGUCGUCCCCGACUCAAUGGCCUCCAAGUUCGCGGUCAUCAAUCCGGAGCAGGAUGACGAAAGCGACGAUAGCGGCCGCCUUGUCAUUGACGAAAAUGUGGGCAAAUGAACGCCAAGCUUUGGUUUUUGCACGACAAGCGACGCUUUUAACAAACAAAUUUACUUCACUAAUCAUUCAAAUCAACAGCUAACAGACUUGUCACAACAUAAAGUUAAAGUGAUAGAAUAAUACAUGUUUGAUUCUUUUAUUAAUCAAUGAGAAAUUACAUUUUAUUCAGUAAAGUGUUUCUUAAAUUUUUUUCUUAUAAUUGUUGAUGUCACAUGAUUUCGAGCUUCGGUUUUUGCACGACAAGCGACGCUUUUAACAAACAAACUUACUUCACUAAUCAUUCAAAUCAACAGCUAACAGAUUCGUCACAACACAAAGUUAAAGUUAUAGAAUAAUACAUGUUUGAUUAUUUUAUUAAUCAACGAGAAAUUACAUUUUAUUCAGUAUAGUGUUUCUUAAAUUUUUUUCUUAUAAUUGUUGAUGUCACAUGAUUUCGAGCUUCGGUUUUUGCACGACAAGCGACGCUUUUAACAAACCAACUUACUUCACUAAUCAUUCAAAUCAACAGCUAACAGAUUCGUCACAACAUAAAGUUAAAGGUAUAGAAUAAUAGAUGGUUGAAUAUUUUAUUAAUCAACGAGAAAUUACAUUUUAUUAUUUGUUUCUUAAAUUUUCUUCUUAUAAUUGUUGAUUUCA
This is a messenger RNA of Syngnathus typhle (broad-nosed pipefish), 1092 nucleotides long. Its product is annotated as doublesex- and mab-3-related transcription factor 1-like. NCBI's taxonomy places the organism in Eukaryota, Metazoa, Chordata, Actinopteri, Syngnathiformes, Syngnathidae. The record is from RefSeq and is a predicted model, not a curated record. The transcript has 3 exons. Bases 121 to 456 code for a protein of 111 amino acids.